AUGUCAGCCAAGACUCAGUACCCUCGCCCUGAUUUUACCCGUCCCAAUCUCAACUGGAAGUCGUUGAACGGCAAGUCUUGGUCACUGCUGUUUGACGAUCAGGACAUUGGUCUCAGUGAGGGAUGGCACAUUAACGGGCCUCCGGAGAGGGUCACGCUCACGGGCGCUGCUAGCGGCGGGUCCACUGCGGCCGAGGACGCACAGCGGCUGGAGGCAUUUCCGGAGCUCAAGGAGAAGUACUGGGCGAACACGGGUGCGACGGAAAAUGUCAAGAAGCCCAUCAAUGUCCCCUUUGCUUUCCAGUGUCCCGCAUCGGGAUGGGGCGACAACGCCGCCCACGAAGUGCUCUGGUACGAGACUUUGUUAUCAGACCCACGGAGCCCGACCGAAGCCGCUGGCGGCAGUCAUAGGGUCCUGGUCCGCUUCGGCGCCGUGGACUAUGACGCCCGCGUCUGGGUCAACGGCCACGAUGUUGGCGGUCACCUCGGCGGCUAUGGGCCGUUUGAUGUAGACGUCACGGAUGCUCUGCGCAGCGGCGAGUCCAACAAGCUGGUGCUGCGCGUCAGAGAUAGCCCUAGUGACCUGGAGCAGCUUCGAGGCAAGCAGUAUUGGGCCCCGACGCCAGAAAGCAUCUUCUACACGCCCACCUCUGGCAUUUGGCAGAAUGUAUGGAUCGAAGCCGUGCCGAGGACAAGACUUGGCGCAGGCAGCGAGGGCACCGUGUUGAGGAGCGACGAUAUUGAAAGCGGUGUCCUCAAGGCAAGCAUUGCUGUGCUGGGCCGCCGAGCUGCUGGCAAGUACACCAUUGAGCUCGAAGGCAGCAUCGGCGGCGUGAGCGUUGGAAGCGUCAAAGGAGAACUGCCCAAAGACAAGGACUACAUCAAGCUCAACCUCGGGCUGAAACUCUCGGCAGACAAGCUCAAGGCUGUGUCGGCAGAUGUGACUGGUGCUGCUCCUCUCGAUAAUGCCCGCGCUUGGAAGGACGGCCUCGCUCUAUGGUCUCCUGAUUAUCCCUCGCUCUACGACUUGAAGCUCCGACUUUAUGACUCUGCUGGAAAGAUCCUAGAUGAGGUGGAAACCUAUACUGGCAUGCGUAACAUCAACUGGAAGACUGGAGACGGUACCCUAAGACUUAAUGGAUACCCUCUAUUCCAGAUUUUGAACUUGGACCAAGGCUACUGGCCUGAGACUGGACUGACACCUCCAUCGGGAGAAAGCCUGAAGCUGGAUGUCGAGCUGGCCAAGAAAAUGGGCUUCAACGGUUGCCGCAAGCACCAAAAGGUGGAGGACCCCAUCUUCCUAUACUGGGCAGACAAGCUGGGCUACUUGGUUUGGGGCGAAAUCGCCAACGCCUACGAGUUCAGCGCCGAAUACAUCAAGCGCUUCGACCAGGAGUGGACUGAGGCGGUGCGACGAGACAUUAACCACCCCAGCAUUAUCACCUGGACGCCGGUCAAUGAGAGCUGGGCGUAUCCGAACCUGCGGGACGAUGUGGACCAGCGCAACCACAUCAAGUCGUUGUACUGGCUAACCAAGUCGCUCGACCCUACGCGACCCAUCAAUGACAACUGUGGUUGGGAGCACGUGCAGACGGAUCUGUCCACAUACCACGACUACCAUGAUGCACCGGAUCUGGCCAAGCGGUGUCUCACGGCCGAGACGAGGUUCAACGAGGAGCUACAUGGAGGAAGACACAUGUUUGUACAGCCCAUUACUGGCGAUGGUGGAACGGCGCAUCAAGAGGGCGCUCCCAUCAUCUGCAGUGAGUUUGGAGGUGUCAAUAUCGCUCCACGAUCCGACUCUGAGAAGGGCGAGCGUGACUGGGGCUAUACCACGGCGAGCGACCCGGCCGACUUGCUCAAGAGGAUCGAGGCCUUGUGUACGGCGGUUGUCCAAGGAGGUUUCACAUCCGGUUUUGUUUGGACUCAAUUAACCGAUAUCGAGCAAGAAGUCAAUGGACUGUAUGCCUUUGACCGGACAGAAAAGAUUAGCCCGGCAGAGGUCAAGAAGGUAUUCAACAAGGCUGCGCAGGUUUACUAUGAUGCUGUAGCCAAAGCGUAA
This is a messenger RNA of Pestalotiopsis fici W106-1, 2061 nucleotides long. RefSeq lists its product as uncharacterized. The transcript has 2 exons. NCBI's taxonomy places the organism in Eukaryota, Fungi, Ascomycota, Sordariomycetes, Amphisphaeriales, Sporocadaceae. The record is from RefSeq and is a predicted model, not a curated record. Gene Ontology annotation, molecular function: hydrolase activity, hydrolyzing O-glycosyl compounds. The coding region runs from base 1 to 2061 and encodes 686 amino acids. Gene Ontology annotation, biological process: carbohydrate metabolic process.